Messenger RNA from Tribolium castaneum (red flour beetle), 6154 nucleotides. RefSeq lists its product as hypothetical. NCBI's taxonomy places the organism in Eukaryota, Metazoa, Arthropoda, Insecta, Coleoptera, Tenebrionidae. Bases 80 to 6061 code for a protein of 1993 amino acids. The record is from RefSeq and is a predicted model, not a curated record. Gene Ontology annotation, molecular function: calcium ion binding. The transcript is spliced from 23 exons. Gene Ontology annotation, cellular component: membrane. Gene Ontology annotation, biological process: homophilic cell-cell adhesion.
ACGAUAUACUUUGACUGUUCGCAAUUUUGGCGUAGUUUAUUGAUGGUGGUUAUUCGGAAAGUGCGCACAGUUUCUCACAAUGAAGUUUAAGACAUUUUUAUUUGUUAUUUCGUUUGUUGUCCCGGAAUGUUUUUCCCAAGACUCUCAAAAAUGCCAAAAUCAGGUUAUCGAUAACGACAAAGGGCCAAACAUUGACUGGACAAAUCACCUAAUAAAAUUAGAAAAUGAAUCUGAUGAUAGACCUGUCAAUUUAGUAUUUAAGUAUACAGGAGAAUUAAGUGUAACGUUUUCUGAUGAGCCUGAAUUUGGUGCAAAAUAUAUAGAUAUCGUUGCAGAAAAUAAUCAACUAAGCUUCAAAAGCAACGAUAACUAUACAAAGAUUGAGGAAGAUCCAAACAUACAGUCUUACGUUAUAGGAAACACAAUAAGUUUUCAAAGAAAAUUCACUUUAAAUUGUGAUGCAGAGCAAGAUAUUUUGAACCUUUUAAUAAACAUCAAAGAUACAAACAACCAUGAUCCAACUUUUGCCAAAACCAGUUACAGCUACGAAAUGCCUAUGCCUUUAAUCCCAAAUAUUGACUUGACCGGAUUUGGCGACGAUAUAAUUGUAACAGAUUACGAUUUCACCAAUGACAAUGUAGCAUUUACUAUUGACAAUACUGCUUUCGAAGUUACAACAAAACACAACAAUGGUUCCAACAGUUACACGGCUGUUGUAAAAGUUAAAAGUUAUACAUAUCUUUCAAAGGACACGCAACUGACUCUUACAGCAACUGAUUCAGGAGAGCCGCCACGAUCAAGCUCAACCACAAUUCAAAUAAAAAUUGAUGAAAGCAACAGUUUACCCGACAUUCCUUCAGUACCAGAAGCUUCAUAUCAGUUUGACUAUGCUAUUGGUGAUGAUAAAAAACCAGAACUGACACCACUUGGUGCGGACAUAAUAGUAACCGCCAGUGAUUCUUCCAAACUUACAGUAAAACUAGAAAGUAGUGACAUUGCUCCCGAUGAUUAUUUUACCGUCGAACUUGACAAAAAUUCACAAAAAGUAACAAUAAAGCCCACUGACAAAGUCAUAGAAGCUUCACCGAACCCCGUGCUGGUUUUAACCCUCGUGUUAACUCUAAACGGAAAAGAAAAAGACAGCAGCAAAACCGCGAUUCUGGUAAACCUCCCAACUGAGAAAAUUAUCACCAUACCACAAUUCGGUCAAGCGUACUAUGAGGCCCAGUAUAUAGUUAACGAUGAUAAAGACACCGUGGAGCUGUCGACAGAUAUUACAGUUUCCGAAAACGCUGAGGUCACACUUGUAGAUGACGAAAAACACUUUAGUAUAAGCAAGGUUGGUGAUAAGUGGCAAGUAACUGUGCUGGCGGAUUUGGAUAGUAGUGACUUGAAAAAAGGUGAUAUCCCCUUGGAACUUCAAGCUACAGUAGUUGUUGAUAAAGAGUCAUACGUUGGUUUUGCUACUUUGAUUGUUAACCUUCCUCAAGUUGACUUGCGGUUUACUAAACCUUACUACACGGCAACUUACACCGUUAGCGAGGGGGACGCCCUUGAUACGUUAGCAGUGGAUGGAGACAUUGCACUGACUUCACCAAGUGGUGAUGUUACAGUUGAAUUAGUUGACAAUCAGGAUUAUUUCACAUUAAGUUAUAUUGCGAGUUCUGGAACAUGUACGGUAGAAGUUAAGGCUGAUUUAGAUCAACCUACUUUGCACAAAGGGGGCGAUUUGAUCGUGAAUUUCAAAGCAACACUAAACGGUGUUGAGGAACUAGGUGCUUUGGUCAUCACAUUACCGGAUGUUGUUGAUGCAAAAUUUGUUGAUUCCAAUUAUGUGGCUAAUUACGUAAUUACCACCGAUGGAGUUACAGUUAAUAUAAACGGGGCUCCAAUCUCGGUAAAGCCCCCCAAGCCCUCCAGUCAAGACAUUACUGUCAGUUUCAAACAAGUGAAUGAUAAUUUUAAAAUCGUGAAAAACGUGGACCAAUAUCUUAUCAGUGUUACAACUCCUUUAAACGCCUCGGAUUUGCUAACGCGAGAACCUAAAGUUUUCACUUUGCAAACAAACACCGUACCGGUUGCUACAAGUACUUUGGUUAUUGAAUUACCAGACGUUCGGCCCAAAUUCACCAAAACUUCCUAUGACGCCACUUAUAAAGUUGAUGCUGCAGGAAGUGCAACAGUUGAACUAAAGGACACGAUUGAAUUAAUUACAAUACUGACCCCGAAACUCACUUUUACUGGCUCCUUUGGAGACCAUUUCUCUUUUGAUCCCGACAAAGAUCCACAAAUUAGUGUCACAACUAAUCUAGACGAAGACGUUGUAAAGACAAACCCAGAAAUUUUACUGACACUACAAGCAACUAUUGAGGGUUCUAGCGAGACUGAAACGACAAUCAUUGUCCUAAAAUUGCCAAACGAUGGGACAACAGACACGUUGCAAUUUGAGCAACCAUCGUAUGUUUUUUCGUACAAAACUGGCCAAGACAAGCCUUACAUUGACAACGGGGGGCAAAGUAUAAGUCUAGUCAAAGUACACACUGACGCUGAAAUUACCAUCACUGGGACGUUUAGUGAAAAUUUCGAAUUGUCAGGCACCGAUAACCAAUUUAGCCUUGGCAUCAAAACUCCCUUAAACCAAACCGUCCUAGACACCGAACCUGACAUUCUUCUCGUUCUGGACGCAAGUCUGGCCGGUCUGGACGAUGGUUUCGCCACGAUUUUGCUUCAUCUCCCUGAGAAAAAAUCCCCGAAUGGGCCAAAAUUCGCCCAAGCGUUUUUUACAGCCAAUUAUGAGUUGGGAGCUGACCGACACGAUAAAGUCACAAUUGACGGAAAGGCCAUAAGUCUAGCUGAUGGAACAACUGAGGCAAACAUUGAACCAGUCGGAACAAAUAGCGAACACUUUAAGAUUGAGAAGAAGAGUGACGGUAGUGGUUAUGAGCUGAGUUUGGUUUCGAAUUUGGAUGAUUCGGUUUUGAUUGGUGAAGCUGAUGUGGUUUUGACGUUGAAAGCAACGCUUGGUGGUGACGUUGGAGAGGGAACUUUGGUGGUGAAACUGCCCAAAAAGACAGCACCGGCUUCGUUUAAACAACCAAACUAUGUGGCUAAGUACAACAUGGACACUGAUCCACACACAAUUGACAUGGACGGGAUUGAACUCGAGGGUGACUAUUUGGACGACACUGUGAUUACUUUGAAAGUGGAUGAUGGACUCGAAGACUAUUUUACAAUUAAUGACAAAAGUCCGUACAAAAUUGCGUUAACUAAGAAUCUGGAUGAUACGGUACUGAACAGUCAACACGAAGUUGUAGUUACUGUAGUUGCAACACUUGAUAAAACCUCGACCACAACUUCCGUGAUUGUAACAAUCCCAGACUUGCCAACACCACCAAACUUUAAGGCGAGCGUAUACUAUGGCAAAUAUGACAGUGAUAAGAAAGUUGUAACCCUUGAUGAUCCAAUCGAAACCGAUGCCAAAGAUUCAAGUAUCGUUCACAUCACUGCAGAAAAGCCCUAUGACACAAACUUUGCUGUAGAGUAUGACAAAACGAACGGUUUCGCUGUUAAAGUAACACAGCCGCUUGAUGACGAAACCGUACAAAAUAACAACGAAAUCUUUGUGGUUUUUGAUGCCACAGUUGACCGUGCUGUGGCUCACACUUCGGCCACUUUGGUCCUCAAAAUGCCCACUGAACUGAACCAAAUCGUGCCGAAAUUUUCCGAGGCAUUUUACAACGCCCAGUUGGACGAAAAGACUGUCACGAUAAAAUCACCGAUCACUAUCACCAGUGACAAAGCCGGCGAUACGCAAGUUGAAGUGAUUGACGAUUACAAGGAAUAUUUUGGAGCGGAAUUUGAUGGUACGAGUUGGCAGUUGACAGUGGUUAAGGAACUAGAAACAGCUCUGACGGAAAUUGUUGUAACGCUGGAAGCGUCCUUGCCAGGUGAUGACAUUAAAACAACCACCACUGUGAUUAUGGCUCUGCCAGAUCACGGUUUAACACCAAGUCCUAAGUUUACGGUACCUCUCUAUGAGGCUGAAUAUGUGGACGAUGAACCGCCCUCUCUUAAAAUCACUGAUCCGAUCACACUCCAAGCCGGGUUUAAAGAUGCUACAGUAACUGUUGGUUCUAAUGAUUAUCAACAGUACUUCAAACUUGCGCAAAACAAGGACAAUGCGCUUCAGUGGGAUAUCAGCUUAAGUAAACCACUAACUGACGAUAUUCUUAAAAACAACGCGCAACUUGUCGUAACUCUGAAGGCCGAUUUGGAAAAUUCGGAAGGUCCAGAGUUUGCGACACUAGUCAUCAAACUGCCUGCGCAAUCUCAGGAAACUGUAUCUUUUGGUGAAAGUUACUACACUGCCGAUUACACUGUGGAAAAGGACAAAGACAAAAUAAAUUCCUCUGAAAUUACUGUAAGUGAAGGCGCCACAGUCACAGUGAUUAAAGAAUACACCGACUACUUUGGGGUCAGUUGUGCCGACAAAAAGUGUGUCUUGACAGUGAAAAAAAAUCUUGAAGAUGAUGUUUUAAACACGAAAAAUGAAAUUAUCGUUGUAUUGCAAGCCACAAAGACAGAUGUUGCCGAAAAACCGACAGUGCCAGUUAUUGUGAGUUUGCCCUUGCAAGACUCUAUCGAAGCACCGAAAUUCGAACAAAUUGUCUACACUGCUGAUUAUGAUAAGGAAAGUAGCACAAUAUCGGCGAAUUCGAUCAAAUUUAAAGACACUGAGACUAAAGGCAUAACAGUGGCAAUUGAUCCUACGUCAGACUAUAAGAAUAAUUUCAAAGUGACUUCUAAAACGGACCAUUGGGAAGUUGAAGUCAGUCAGGCAUUAGAUGUCAGCGGUAAAGUUUCGAUUUCCUUUAUUUUACAAGCAACGAAAGAAGGUGUUCAAACAAUGGGGGAAGCUGUCUUUGUGGUCAAUCUUCCAGCGAAUGAAGAUACAUCGGUUGUGGAAUUCAGUCGAGUGACUUACACCGGCAAAUACAAUGUCAAGGAUACAACCGACGAAGUGGUUUUGGAGCAAAAUAUUCAAAUCAAGGGAAUUAGUGAUACUAGCAAAGCAAAGUUAAUUAUAGAAGGUGGGAGUAAUAAGGACAACUUUGAGAUAAAGGCAUCCGAAGAGCAGAAAGACCAAUGGAUUAUCGGUGUUAAAACUGAUCUUCCGAAUGAAAUUUUGGAUACUGAAACUUCGAUCGUUCUAACUUUGCAAGCGACAGUGAAUGAAACUUCAAGUAGUGGAGAAGUUGGGGUUGUAAUUAAUCUUCCAAAGGCAUAUACCCCCACGAGUUUUUACUUCACCAGUACCUCAUACACCGCUGACUAUGAAAUCAAAAAUAACUCCCCUGAAUUAAAGGUAGAUUCGAAAAUUUCAAUCGAAAAUGAUCCAGACAGUACGGCCACAACAGUGAAACUCUCAGGAGAUUUUGCCAAAUAUUUUGCCGCUGAUUAUUCCAAAGGCAUAGUAACGAUAACUCUAUCAAAGGCAAUUCCCAACGAAAUUGUCGAAAAACAGUCAGCCCUUCCGGUGACAAUCGAAGCAGCAAAAAAAGACAAUCAAGUCGCGAGAGCGGUCUUGGUGGUCAGACUUCCCAAGGAGACAAGCCAAAAUGACGACGAUGACUCGUCCGAUGACCAAACCGGCCUGAUUGCCGCAGUCGCAGUUUUGGCCGUUUUGUUGGUCGCCUCUCUGGUCGGAAGUGCCGUUUUCUACUACUUCAAAUUCAAAACUGCAAAAAACUACAGCAACAUGAGUGACAGUCCGCGGCCUUCGGAACGCUUCAGGAAAAACAGUGCCGGGCUUGACACAAAACAUAAGUUUGAACAUGCGACCAGACGACCAACGGGGGUUAUCAAGUACCCGCUCAAAGACGACGAGAGCACUGAUUGCGUGGAAGAGCCAAUAAGCGAGAAACGAAAAUCGGUGCAGUUUGAUGUUAUACACAUCGAUGAGUUGGAAAUAGAGCCCGAAAAAACCGACGAUGAGGAUAACGAAAAUGUUUACGAAAAUGUUGACAGUGAUAGUGACCACAGGCGGAACUCUGAGGCCUAGCCCGUUGAUAUUAUUUACACAUGCUUUAAUCUGAUAUUUAUAAUUAUUUAAAAUAAAGUUCAACUCUCCAAUACUGAUGUGCAAAAAUUAGAA